Messenger RNA from Zea mays, 2107 nucleotides. Its product is annotated as putative CBL-interacting protein kinase family protein. NCBI's taxonomy places the organism in Eukaryota, Viridiplantae, Streptophyta, Magnoliopsida, Poales, Poaceae. The record is from RefSeq and is marked provisional. Gene Ontology annotation, biological process: signal transduction; protein phosphorylation. The coding region runs from base 460 to 1872 and encodes 470 amino acids. The transcript has 2 exons. Gene Ontology annotation, molecular function: protein serine/threonine kinase activity; ATP binding.
CCGAACGAAAGGAAGGAGAGAGAGAGAGAGAGAGAGAAAAAAAAAGGACGGCUCCGCCCAAGGGUCGGAAGGGAGGGAGUUGCCGCGCCGCGGCCGGUUCGAUCCUUUGCGCGAGAUCGAGCUUCUCCGGUUGGUGUUGGGGCUGGCGACAUCUGGGAUCCGUCGUCUCUCCUCGUGUUCUUGAGCAGUUUUCCACUUGCCUGGCAAAAGAACAUUUGACUUGGAAGAGCAAACACUGGAAGCUUUGUGGUUUGUCCUAAGUGAUCCUAUCAAGUUCUCAUAGGCUGCAUACUGGUACAGCAUUUUCUCCUGUGUUUUGGGCCACAGAAGAGGGGGGAGCCAAGGAUUUUUCUAUCUCGUAAGCCGCGGCCUUGGUGCUCAUAGUUACCCUAGUCUGUAAGCUGGAGAUUGUAAAAAGCCAUAUCUGUUCCUCUAUCACUGUAUAUAGAGAUCUACAUAAUGGACGAGAGGAGGACUAUUUUGAUGGACCGUUACGAAAUCGGGAGGCAGUUAGGCCAAGGAAACUUCGCCAAGGUAUACUUUGCUCGGAACCUGACCGACGGGCAGUCCGUUGCGAUAAAGAUGAUCGAUAAGGACAAGAUCACGAGGGUUGGGCUAAUAGUGCAGAUAAAGAGGGAGAUCUCUAUAAUGAGGCUGGUGAAGCAUCCGAAUGUCCUGCAGCUCUUCGAGGUAAUGGCUAGCAAGAGCAAGAUCUACUUCGUAUUGGAGUACGCUAAAGGCGGCGAGCUGUUCAACAAAGUAUCAAAGGCGAAGCUCAGCGAGGAUGCCGCGAGGAGGUAUUUCCACCAGCUGGUUAAUGCCGUGGACUACUGCCACAGCCGAGGCGUCUACCAUCGCGACUUGAAGCCGGAAAACCUACUCCUGGACGAGAACGAGAACCUUAGAGUCUCGGACUUCGGUCUGAGCGCCCUGUCUGAAUCCAGAAGGCACGACGGCCUCCUACAUACCACGUGUGGAACCCCUGCCUAUGUUGCUCCUGAAGUGCUUGGUAGGAGAGGCUACGAUGGCACCAAGGCGGACAUAUGGUCCUGCGGAGUGAUUCUCUUCGUGCUCGUGGCUGGUUACCUGCCGUUCCACGACCCGAAUCUCAUCGAGAUGUACAGGAAGAUCUCCAGAGCUGAAUACAGAUGCCCUCGCUCCUUCUCCGGUGAGCUGAAGGACCUGCUUUUCAGAAUGCUCGAUCCAGAUCCCAGUACCAGGAUAUCCAUUUCAAGGAUCAAGAGAAGCACUUGGUACAGAAAACCUAUCGAGGCAAACGCGGCAAAGAUCAAGCACGGCACAGCAAGAGACACCACCGUGCGCGACGGUGAAGCCGCCACGGCCUCGAGCUCGAUAGAGUGCAGUAACCGGCCAGAGGAAGACCAAGGGUCGUCAAGCCUCCCUAACCUGAACGCAUUCGACAUCAUUUCUCUCUCGACCGGGUUUGACCUAUCUAACCUGUUCGAAGAAAGACACGGGCGGAGGGAGGAGAGGUUCACCACCAGGCAGCCAGUGGGAGCGGUGUUUGGUAGGCUGAAGGAGCUGGCUGAGCGGUUGAAGCUGAAAAUCCAGAAGAAGGAGAGCGGGGUCUUGAAACUGGCUGCGCAGAAGGAAGGGAUGAAGGGGUUCCUGGAGCUCGACGCCGAGGUUUUCGAGCUUGCCCCUUCGUUCCUUCUGGUCGAGCUGAAGAAGGCCAGCGGUGACACCAUUGAGUACCAAAGGCUCGUGAGGGAAGAAGUGCGGCCUGCGCUGAAGGAUAUGGUCUGGGCUUGGCAGAGCGACCGGCACCAGCAGCAGCAGCAGCGGUGCGAGCAGUCUGUGCAAGGAGAGGACCAGCAGCAGCCGUUGUCGUCUUUGCCGACGCAGCAGUAGUCACUGCACCACCAGUUGCGACCGCCAUAACCAGAUCACGUCAAAACUGCACCAAGCCGCACAGGACUAGUAACUCCCACUUGCAUCGACGCUUAUGUGAUUGCGGAAUUGUGUUUCAGGUUACCUGCCUGCUGCGGUAGGACCUAAAACGCCUACCUGCCUACCAUUUGGCAUUUUUUUGUAUACUGUACGUACAUUAGAGUAAUAAACAAACAUGCUUAACUUUUCAGCUUUC